Tribolium madens (black flour beetle) is the source of this 1611-nucleotide messenger RNA. RefSeq names its product cytochrome P450 6A1-like. The transcript is spliced from 3 exons. The coding region runs from base 43 to 1536 and encodes 497 amino acids. Gene Ontology annotation, molecular function: heme binding; monooxygenase activity; iron ion binding. NCBI's taxonomy places the organism in Eukaryota, Metazoa, Arthropoda, Insecta, Coleoptera, Tenebrionidae. The record is from RefSeq and is a predicted model, not a curated record.
ACAGAUCUCAAUCAGUAAGUGUUCAAUAACACCACAGUUAACAUGUUACUCCUCACUGCAAUCGAGCUAAGCUCAGUUUUCAUAAUUUCCCUACUUUUCGCCUAUUAUCUCUACUACCGCUACUGUUUCAACUACUGGAAAAAACGAGGCGUGCCUCAACUCAACCCGACGUUUCCCGUUGGCGACUUAUCCACCGCUGCGUGGGGCAAAGAAAGUGUGUAUUUGCGUCUCCAGACUCUUUACCACAAAUUCAAGGAUGCGGGGCAUAAAUUCGGGGGUAUUUACUUCCUCAAUGGCCCCAUUUACUUCCCUGUGCAUCCUGAUUCGGUCAAAAGGCUACUAGUGACCGACUUUGACCAUUUUGUGGACCGGGGAACGUACAUAGACGAGGAAAAGUUGCCCUUAACUGCGCACAUUUUUUCAAUGAAAGGCGAACAGUGGAGGAAUGUUCGAACGAAGUUUUCCCCGGUUUUCACUUCCGGGAAAAUGAAGAGUAUGUAUAAUAUCCUAGUCCAAGUGUCGCAGCAUUUGAUCAAAACUCUCGAACCAAUGGCCGAGCAAGGGCUUGAAGUGGAUAUUAAAGAACUUUUAAUGCGAUAUACUACAGACAUUAUCGGGUCGACUGCAUUCGGUGUUGAUUGUAACAGUCUUGAUAACCCCAAUACUGAGUUCAAUCGGAUGGUAGCGAUGAUUUUUAACAACCCGUCGUGGAAAUUGUACAAAAUGGCCCUGGAGGAGGGAUUGCAAAAUCCGGGGAAUAUUAUCAAAAUUGCGCAUGAUAACAAAGUCGUGCAAAAGUACUUCAAUGAUUUGGUGCGGGAUACAAUCGAAUACCGCGAUAAGAAUAAUAUUGUCCGGGACGAUUUUAUGAAUAUUUUGAUGCAAAUGCAGUCGACUGGAAUGGAAUUCAAAGAAAUUGUUGCUCAAGCUUUUCUGUUUUUUACCGCCGGUUUUGAAACCUCUUCGUCGACUAUGAGCAACUGCAUUCACGAACUGGCUCACAAUCAGAGAAUUCAAGACAAGUUGAGAGAAGAAAUCCACGAGAAAUUGGGGCGGGAGUCUUCAAAAUACACCUAUGAUGAAGUUCUAGCCUUACCUUAUUUGGAUAAAUGUGUCAAAGAAACUUUGAGAAAAUACCCACCAGUAGCAAUGCUCAACCGAAUUUGCGUCAAACCGUACAAAAUUCCAGACACUGAUAUUGUGAUAGAUGUCAAUACUCCGGUUAUAGUUUCAGUUUUGGGUCUCCACAGAGACCCGGAAUAUUUUCCGGAGCCGUUAGAAUUUGACCCCGAGAGGUUCAGUAGUGGUAAUAAAGUUGCUCCUUUUACGUAUUUACCUUUUGGUGAUGGUCCUAGGAAUUGCAUUGGUUUGAGGUUUGGCCUGAUGCAAACAAAGUUGGGUCUCGCGACUUUACUCAAUGAUUUUAAGUUUUUCCCAAGUCCUAAAUCGCCUCGACAUUUAGCUGUUGAUCCAAGUACUACCACUCUUGUCUUUAGUGUUUUGAAUGGAGUCCACACAAAAAUUGUUAAAGUGUGACUUUAACUGUACCUUUUAGCAUAUUUUUUUGCUAAAGUAUUUUUCUAAAUAAAGAAAUAAAUAAAUUUUUCUCUU